Oreochromis niloticus (Nile tilapia) is the source of this 956-nucleotide messenger RNA. Its product is annotated as G2/M phase-specific E3 ubiquitin-protein ligase-like. The record is from RefSeq and is a predicted model, not a curated record. The transcript has 4 exons. Gene Ontology annotation, molecular function: ubiquitin-protein transferase activity. Lineage: Eukaryota; Metazoa; Chordata; Actinopteri; Cichliformes; Cichlidae. The coding region runs from base 82 to 810 and encodes 242 amino acids.
UAUACGGCUGGUAAACUGAUUGCUUGGUCGAUAGCACACAAUGGGCCAGGGCCACAGUGUAUCAAUAGACACCUGUUCUGUAUGAUGUGUGGCCAGAAGACAUCUCUUGAUGACUUUGAUGUCGAGGUCUUCAUGGACGAAGACAUUAAACAGAACAUAGAAAAGGUUUCCAACUGCAGCACCCCAGAAGACCUGGCAGACUUGAAAAGUCACCUUGGGGACUGGAUUGCAGGCUGUGGUAUCCCUGACAUCUACACUGCCACACUACUUGAUGUUAAGAGGAUAAGGGGCGAGAUUGUAUCUCAUUUUGCGUUUCACAGGGUUGCCAGCAUGAUUCAACAGUUUGUUGCCGGUAUGGACUCGUGUGGUCAGUUCUGGCAAAUGGUGAAGAGAUGCUGGAAGCAGUUCCUUCCUGUAUUUACAAAUGCAGGAAAUAAACUUACAAGGAACAGCUUCCAGGAUCUCUUCACCAUUGGAUGGAGUCCAGCUGGAAGUAACAGACGUGAAGAAGAGGAAGCCACCAUCUUUCAGUGGGAAUGGUGGCUUAUGGCCAUUCAGGAGCACGAGGUGGACCACACGUUUGAAGAGCUGCUGGUCUUCAUAACUGGGGCUGAUUUACUUCCACCACUGGGCUUCCCACAGUCCUGCAACAUAGACUUUUACGAUCAGGAGCCGGGGAUGCGGCGCAUCCCAUACGCAUCAACGUGCAGCUUAUCCCUCUAUCUUCCAAGAGGUGUUGCAAAUGAAGAUCAAUUUAAAGAUCUUAUGAACGAUGCAUUAAAAGGAUCCCUUGGAUUUGGCAAGGUGUAGCGGCAUACAUGAACUGAUGCUGGGAAGCUGUUAUUAAAACUAGUGGCCUUUUGGGAUGAAGUUAUUUUAAGUGUUCUUAAAUGGGAUUGCUCCUGCCACUCAGGCUUCUUAAAGAUUUUACAUUUUAAAAGUGAACAUUCAUUUGU